Salvelinus namaycush (lake trout) is the source of this 3533-nucleotide messenger RNA. Its product is annotated as glycerol kinase-like. The transcript has 19 exons. Lineage: Eukaryota; Metazoa; Chordata; Actinopteri; Salmoniformes; Salmonidae. Gene Ontology annotation, biological process: glycerol metabolic process; glycerol-3-phosphate biosynthetic process; triglyceride metabolic process. Gene Ontology annotation, cellular component: mitochondrion. Gene Ontology annotation, molecular function: glycerol kinase activity. The record is from RefSeq and is a predicted model, not a curated record. The coding region runs from base 157 to 1842 and encodes 561 amino acids.
CAAUGAUUGGUGCUGCUGCGUCAUCAGAAGCAGUCUCACGCAUGCGUCUCUGUGAGCUUAAGCGGUCGAAGUGUCAGCAGCUAGCUACAGGCAGUGGCAAAAGAAAACCAGCUACAGUCCAGUGCUAGCCCCGACCACAGCAAGGACACAGGGCACAUGAACAGUAGAAUGGCUGCGUCUUCGAGCAGGGUAAUGCUGGGGCCACUCGUUGCUGCCAUCGACCAGGGAACGAGCUCGACGCGGUUCCUGGUGUUCAAUGCUAAAACAGCCGAGCUCCUCAGUCACCACCAGGUUGAGAUCAACCAGAGUUUCCCCAAGGAAGGGUGGGUGGAGGAGGAUCCCAAAGAGAUCCUGCAGUCUGUGUACGAGUGUAUGGAGAGAACCUGUGAGAAACUCACCCAGCUCAACAUUGACAUCUCCAACAUCAAAGCCAUUGGAGUGACCAAUCAGAGAGAGACCACGUUGGUUUGGGACAAAGAGACAGGCGAGCCCCUCUACAAUGCUAUCGUGUGGCUGGACCUGCGGACCCAGUCGACCGUGGAGCGUCUGAUCAACAAGACACCUGGGAGAAACAAGAACCAUUUGAAGCACAAGACUGGUCUCCCAAUCAGUACGUACUUCAGUGCUGUGAAGCUUCGCUGGCUGAUGGAUAAUGUGGACGAGGUCGCUGAGGCAGUCCUGACACACAGAGCCAUGUUCGGCACCAUCGACUCCUGGCUCAUCUGGUGUCUGACAGGGGGGAAGAGUGGGGGAGUCCACUGCACAGACGUGACCAACGCCAGCAGGACCAUGCUGUUUAACAUCCACACCCUGGACUGGGACCCAGAGCUCUGCAAGUAUUUUGAUAUUCCAAUGGAGAUUCUCCCAAAAGUGAGGAGUUCCUCAGAAAUCUACGGCUUAAUGAAAUCGGGCUCUCUUAGUGGCAUACCCAUCUCAGGGUGUCUUGGGGACCAAUCGGCUGCUCUUGUUGGACAGAUGUGCUUUCAGGAAGGGCAGGCCAAAAACACAUAUGGAACUGGCUGCUUUCUACUCAGAAACACUGGAGCCAAGCCUGUCAUGUCGGAGCAUGGCCUACUAACCACGGUGGCGUACAAACUAGGUCGGGACAAACCUGCCUGCUACGCACUAGAGGGCUCAGUGGCCAUAGCGGGGGCUGUGGUUCGCUGGCUGAAGGACAACCUGGGGAUCAUUCAGACUUCCACAGAGCUGGAGAAACUGGCGGCUUCAGUGGGCACGUCGUACGGUUGUUACUUUGUCCCGGCGUUCUCUGGUCUGUACGCCCCCUACUGGGAGCCCAGUGCACGAGGGAUAAUCUGUGGUCUGACUCAGUUCACUAACAAGAGUCACCUGGCCUUCGCUGCAUUGGAAGCUGUCUGCUUUCAGACUCGAGAGAUCCUGGAUGCGAUGAACCAGGACAGUGGCAUCCCUCUGACCCAGCUCCAGGUGGACGGGGGCAUGACCUCCAACAGACUACUGAUGCAGCUACAAGCUGAUAUACUCUGCAUCCCCGUUGUGAAGCCCUCCAUGCCUGAGACUACUGCCCUGGGGGCGGCCAUGGCUGCGGGGGCAGCAGAGGGGGUCAGUGUCUGGAGCCUGCGUCCUGAGGACCUCAGUGAGGUCACCUCUGAGAAGUUUGAGCCACAAAUCAACCCUGAAGAGAGUGAGUUUCGAUAUGCUCGCUGGAAGAAGGCCGUACAGAGAGCCAUGAACUGGGAAACCACUGAACCCAUCUCUAAUGGAAAUGGUGAAACUAGUAUCUUCAGUAGUGUCCCACUGGGCUUUUACAUUCUGGGUAGCAUGUUAAUGUUAAUUGGAGCAAAAUACAUCGCAGGCCACAAGUAGACUGUGGCCCGUGAUGCAUUGCAGUGGAUCAGAAGGGGCGGGUCCAGGAAAGGACACAUCCUGCUUUCUUCAGUUUUACCGGACCACUCCCUCCCCGUACCUUUGGUUGAAUGGCCAAAACAAACAUUCCAUGUCAACGCUCCAAUCCAACCGUUACCUGGAAACCCAACUGUUGGCCUGGAGCCUAGUGGCUGAUGGGAACUGUAGUGUGGAAUGGACCCAGUAUGAAUAAAUCUGGUGUUUAGGAAUGAUGUUGCUCUAGAUCCUAAUGGACACUGCUCUUCUUGUGUGACUGAGUGAAUGGGCGGUGUAGUGACUGUGAAUAUGGGUUGUGUAUGCAAUAUCUAUCCAUGUCAUUUUUGGUUCCUUAUUUUUGUCAAUGAUCAGUCUGUCGAAGGAUAUUCACUAAUGUAGUGCUAUUCACGGAACACCAAAUUCUUAUCUAAUCCAAAAACACAAUCUGUCAAUUGUGACAUUGCCCUGCUGUCACGGUCACACAUCCCUCUCUUCACUGUCGUGCUUGAAUGAGUUCUCCCAACGUUAUCUUGGAAAGGUAGCCUGAUGUUGGUAAGGGCCUCACAAUGAACUGCAAUGUGGGUUUCUGGAGCACUUUUUAGAUUUUGUUCUGGGUUUGUCUAGUAUGUAAAUGGUCUGAGAGAGAAACCCUUUUCUAACCCUGUUGAACCCACUGCCUGCUGAGACCGUUUGGGUUGGAGAACUUGAAUUUCAUGGCCCCAAGAAAUGGUAAUGCAGGGUUAUUGUAAAGGACUAGUCUUUGUGUAAAGAAAGUUUAGGUUACUUUUAUAAGUUGCCAUGUAUAUAGACAGACUGUUUAAGGAUGUAGUUGCCCCUAUGCACUGAUCUGGGGGUGGUUAGUGUUCCCCCCUAUGGAGGACUGGGGUAAGGUAAGCUGAUCCUAGAUCUGUGCUCUGGGGCAACUUAACUUCUAAGUGAGGGUUUGUCCCAUAUGGUACACUGUUCUCUAUGUAGAGUAUAACCUUUGACCUGGACCCAUUUGGGACGCAAGCCUGAGUAAGGGACCCAUUGUUUAUCUAUGAUUUAAUGUACCAAAAAGAAGUGACUCUCUGGCAACUGAAUACUGCUGUAAAUUUGGCCAAUGGAUGUCUUUGAAUGCAUUGUCCAGAGUAAGCAAAAUUGAUAUAAAAGGUUUCAGUUUGGAAGACACCAGACAUUAAAGGCAGAAUUCAAUCCAUAUCUUGGAAGAUAUGCUGGAUUGAAAUUUAAAGGCAAUGUUCAGAGACUGCAUUCACGGUAUACGUUGACUCAAUCGCUAAUUACCUUUACAUUUUGACACGGACCUUCCGCGAUACGGAUUGAAUCCAGCACAGUUCUUGCAUCUGACUACUGAUUCGAGUCUUCCUUUAAAUAUACAUGCAAGUAAUUGAAAUUCUUACCCGUUUAAUAUGAAGUCAAAUGGAGACCAGUAUUGUUCUGAAAGGAACUUUCAAGCCACUCGAGGGUCAAUUGAUUACUAUUGUCAUCAGGUAUGAUUUUGCAUCUAGCUGACCCCUGUACUGUGGAUAUGUAUAUUUCUCAUGUGGUGUAUAUUAUGAGAUGAACAACCAGUUGUCCAAAUGUCAGCCUGUACAGACCUGCAUAUCAGGGUUAGGAAAAUGACAUUCAUUUUGAAAAAUACUGCUGAUUUUGAAAUAAAAUUGUUUAUUUUAGUA